UGGCUGCCUUUGCAUCACGGUUAGUGUUGUUGUCUCAGCUGUCUAAUAUAAUAUCUAGAAGCGAAAAUGUAGACUUAUUUUGGUUUAUUAUUUAAGUUCGUUUUGCAAGUUCCAAAAAUUUUUACUUUUCAACGAGAUAAGUAUAUUCAGAUAUGACAGUAAGUCUAGUUCCUACAAAAACUCAAAUUGCCUCAAAACCAUAAAAACUCAAAACCAUAAAAAUAUAUUCAUUGAAGUCAUUGAAAGGAUAAAAGACGAAGGAUCUAAAAAUCUAAAUAUAUAGAAAGUGUAACACAAAUAAAUUUUACGUUUAAUCAUUCAUUUAAGGAAUAUUUUAAAUAUGAUUUGAAAUAUUUUGUCAUUGUAACUAAAUCUAUAAUAACAUACUAUGAAUGCAGUUACUCUGAUUAUAAUAUUAUUUCUUGGAGAAUUAUGUUGUGCUACUCUAUCACCUCCAGUAAAAAGAAUGAAAAAGAGAAAAAAAAGACUAACAAUAAGUUACAUCAGGGUCCUGUAAAUCGAGAUGUUUUUCAAAGAAACUUAGUAGUAGAAAAUCCUAAACAGCAAGAUAUUCUUCAUGAAUCUGGUCGAUAUUUUCAAGAUACAAAGCAUAGAAGAUUUAAAAAAGAUGUGUUAGGGUAUUGUACUCCUUGGAAUACGGAUGGAUUUAAAGUUUCUAAAACAUUUCAUGGCAAAUUCACAAUGAUAUCACCAGUAUGGUUGUCUUUGUCUUUUGGUAACAUGUCAACUUAUCAAUUGGCUACUGAUUCUGUACAGACUAAAUGGAUAAAGGAAAUGAGAAUUAAUAAUAAUGCUAAUCAUAGUGUGAAGCUUGUACCUCGAGUAUUAUUUGAACGUUGGUCAAUUGAUGAUAUUAUUAGGAUAUAUAAUAAUACAGAAAGCAAAACACAAUUAAUAAUAUCACUUGUGGAUGCUGCCCAGACUUUCCAUUUUGAUGGAUAUGUUUUAGAAAUAUGGAAUCAAUUCAUAUUUGCAGGUGCAAACUUAUCAAUUGUUACUUCUAUAGUUAGAUUCAUUGCACAGAAGUUAAAAAAACAUGAUUUGGAUAUUAUAUUAGCAAUACCACCAUUUAGAGGUGCACAAGUUGAAUUAUUUUCGAAACAACAAUUUGAUGACUUAGCAUCAUAUGUAAAUGCCUUUUCUCUAAUGACUUAUGAUUAUUCGAGUAUUCAAAGACCAGGCCCAAAUAGUCCUAUAAAUUGGGCCAGGCAAUGUGUCGAACUAUUAGUUCCAAAGAAAGAUGAUCCGAAACGAUCUCAGAUUUUAUUAGGUAUUAAUUUCUAUGGUUACAUUUAUACAUCAGAAGGUGGUAAAGCAAUUCUUGCAUCCGAAUAUUUGGAUAUAUUGAAAUCAUUUAAAGGAAAAAUCCAAUGGGAUGAUAGCAGCAAGGAGCAUUUUUUUAAAUCAAAAUUAUCUGUGGAUAAUGGGUAUGUUUUUUAUCCUACAUUAUAUUCGAUUAAAGAAAGAUUGGAUCUCGCUAAUGAAUUAGGUACAGGGAUCUCAAUAUGGGAAUUAGGCCAAGGAUUGAAUUAUUUUUAUGAUUUACUGUGAAUUGUCUAUUAUUUUCACUUGAAUGGAGUUUGUUAAAUAAAACAUGUGCAGAAAUGCAUAUAUGUAAGAGACUAAAAGAAUAUAUAUACUUCAAUGUUUAUAAAAAAAUUUGAUAUUGAUAAAAAUAUAAUCUAUUUUAGUUUUGUGUAACUUUACUGCUCGCAUAUAUAUUUAUAAUUUGUUAUACUAUCAUCACUUGAGGUCUUCCUUGAUUCCCGACCUUUGAAUGUCAUCAUAAUUUGUGGUCCUUUUACAAUGUGAUAUAUUAAUGCCCAGUUCAUUUUAACUGGUAAUAAACUGAAACAUUAAAUUUUA
This is a messenger RNA of Camponotus floridanus (Florida carpenter ant), 1887 nucleotides long. Its product is annotated as chitinase domain-containing protein 1. Gene Ontology annotation, biological process: carbohydrate metabolic process. Lineage: Eukaryota; Metazoa; Arthropoda; Insecta; Hymenoptera; Formicidae. The record is from RefSeq and is a predicted model, not a curated record. Gene Ontology annotation, molecular function: chitin binding; oligosaccharide binding. Gene Ontology annotation, cellular component: extracellular region.